Meloidogyne enterolobii is the source of this 706-nucleotide messenger RNA. The record is from the annotation of a GenBank genome assembly. Lineage: Eukaryota; Metazoa; Nematoda; Chromadorea; Rhabditida; Meloidogynidae.
AAAAAUGGAAGAAGAAUUAAAAUGCCCCCAAUGUCGUCACUUUCUUCGCCAACCCGUUCUUCUCCCUUGUGGACAUAGUUAUUGCCGUGAUUGUGUUCUUCUAUUGAAACAACAAAGGAGAAAUGAAGGGUUAUUGUUGCCCUCUCUUCCUCCUCUGCCACAACCUAAUUUAUGCAGCAGUUCUAUAGUUCCUUCCUUUUCUUCUUCAUCUUCAGCGCCUUCAAGCUCAUGUGCUUCUGACACUCUCUCAUUAGCCCCGUCAUGUUGUGAUGAGGGUGAUCACUCCUCCGCACCAGACGAUAAAUUGGACAAACUGUCACUUCUUAGUGACUCAGCCGACUCUGGGUUUGGUGGUGGAGUGUUCCGUGCUGUGGCAGUUGGCUCUCGUCCAAACAGUUUCCUUUCAACAACCGGUCAUCACCUUCCUCGCCCUCUCCCUCCACUUCCCUGUUCAAUUCUUUCUCCAUCUUCUGCCAGUACAACAUUUUUACUUCAAUGCCUAGUUUGUCACAAACCAGCAUAUUUUGCCGAUGAAGAAGAUGCCAUUAGACGAUUACCAGAAAAUGCAACAAUUGCUAGAUUAUUAGUUAAAUAUUUGCAACAAAAACAGGCGACGAUUCCUGCUGAAGAAGGGAAAAUAACUACAACGAAUAAUACUGUAGUUGAACCUGUACCUGAAUGCCAGGCAAAAUUUUUUUUAUUUUGA